AGAGGGAGACUCCGGCGCACCCGACGUGCAGCCAAACAUUAUAUUGUGACGUAACGCCAUAGCAGCGGACGGACCUGCGGCUUUCCAGAGACGUACGGUGUUUCGCUUUUGCAGCGAUAAUACGCUAUUGUGUUUGUACAGGUUUAUGCACAUAUUUCUGCAGUCCUAGAUUCAACUCAAGAUGUUCUACACGUGCGGGCCCAAUGAGGCAAUGGUGGUGUCAGGUUUCUGUCGCUCGCCUCCCCUCAUGAUCGCGGGUGGUCGGGUCUUCGUCGUCCCCUGUGUUCAGCAGAUCCAAAGGAUCUCUCUGAACACCCUAACCCUAAAUGUGAAGAGUGACAAAGUGUACACCAGACACGGCGUGCCCAUUUCUGUGACUGGCAUUGCCCAGAUGAAGAUUCAGGGUCAGAACAAGGAGAUGCUAGCAGCAGCUUGUCAGAUGUUCAUGGGGAAAUCAGAAGGCGAGAUUGCCCAGAUCGCCCUGGAGACUCUAGAGGGCCACCAGAGGGCCAUCAUCGCUCACUUGACUGUAGAGGAGAUCUACAAGGACAGGAAGAAGUUCUCUGAGCAGGUCUUCAAAGUGGCGUCUUCUGAUUUGGUCAACAUGGGCAUCAGCGUGGUCAGCUACACCCUGAAAGACGUCCAUGAUGACCAGGAUUACUUGCACUCUCUGGGGAAGGCCCGCACCGCUCAGGUGCAGAAAGAUGCCCGAAUUGGGGAGGCUCAGAACAAGAGGGAUGCCGUAAUUCGGGAAGCUCAUGCAAUGCAGGAGAAAGUGUCUGCUCAGUACCUCAAUGAGAUUGAGAUGGCCAAGGCUCAGCGGGACUAUGAACUGAAGAAAGCCGCUUAUGACAUUGAAGUCAACACCAAGAAGGCAGAGUCUGAGAUGGCCUACCAGCUUCAGGCGGCAAAGACAAAGCAGCGCAUUGAGGAGGAGAAGAUGCAGGUGCAGGUUGUGGAGAGGGCCCAGCAGAUAAUGCUUCAGGAGCAGGAAAUCAUCCGGAAGGAGAAGGAGCUGGAGGCCAAGGUCCGGAAGCCAGCCGAGGCUGAGCGUUACCGCCUCGAAAAACUGGCUGAGGCUGAGCGCCACCAGCUCAUCAUGGAGGCCGAGGCUGAGGCAGAAUCCAUCAGAGUGAAAGGGGAGGCAGAGGCCUUUGCAGUGGAGGCCAAAGGCAAAGCAGAGGCGGAGCAAAUGAGCAAGAAGGCGGAGGCCUUCAAGGAGUACAGAGAGGGGGCCAUGGUGGACAUGCUGCUGGAGAAACUUCCCUUGAUGGCAGAAGAGAUCAGCAAGCCCCUGUCGGCAGCACAGAAGGUGACCAUGGUGUCGAGUGGAGGGUCUGAAGUGGGAGCGGCCAAGCUGACUGGGGAGGUGCUGGACAUCAUGACUCGACUGCCAGAGGCUGUGGAGAGACUGACAGGAGUCAGCAUCUCGCAGUCCUCCAGUGCUGCUAUGUGCAUCCGUCCUGUCUCUCUGGGCGUCUGUGAGCCAUAGUUAUGCAUAUGUUUCGGGUAAAUGUACUCGUAUGGGCUGAAGAAGAACCCCAGUGACUGGC
This is a messenger RNA of Paramormyrops kingsleyae, 1553 nucleotides long. Its product is annotated as flotillin-1. Gene Ontology annotation, molecular function: protease binding. The record is from RefSeq and is a predicted model, not a curated record. NCBI's taxonomy places the organism in Eukaryota, Metazoa, Chordata, Actinopteri, Osteoglossiformes, Mormyridae. Gene Ontology annotation, cellular component: flotillin complex; plasma membrane; cytoplasmic vesicle. Gene Ontology annotation, biological process: positive regulation of cell-cell adhesion mediated by cadherin; regulation of receptor internalization; positive regulation of cell junction assembly.